CCUCGUGUAGUAACGUUGUUAACGUCAUGAAAGUUUUUUUGAUAUUUUUUGCCGUGUGUGUUUCUCUAUCGCUUGCGACUGACUACUGUAAACUGUCGUGUACCACAGUAAAAAAUAAUAAAACAAUAGUUGAAGAAAACUCAAGAUGUAACUGCUCACCAGUCAAAGACUGUACAGUCCAUCCGAUGACGGAUGAGAUUCGGAACUCAAUCGUGGACUUGCACAACCGUGUAAGAAGUCGAUUGGCGACCGGUAAGGAACCGUUAUACCCUAAAGAGGUUGCCAACAUGCGCGAGAUGUCGUACGACAUGGAACUGGAAAAGAUGGCGGAAUGUCAUGCCAACAAAUGCAAGAAGGGGCAUGACACAUGCCGAAAAACCGAGGAAUUUCCAAGCGUAGGUCAAAAUAUUUUCAAGGUUUCCGGUAAAAUAUUUGAUGAUAAAUGGCUCUCCUUAAAUAGAACUCAGAAAAUAAAGGCUUGGUACAAUGAAAUUAAAGACAUGGAUCCUACUGAUUAUGAUAAUUACCAAGCGUGCGUCGCUGUAUCGCUUGCUACUGACUACUGCGAACUGACGUGCGAGAAAUAUGAAAAAGGUAAAAUCAAAAAUGAAGUCAACACCAGGUGUUUACAUGAAGACUGUUCGCCAGUACAAGGUUGUAAAAACCAUGCAAUGACAGACGAGAUUCGUCAAAAAAUUCUCGACGUGCACAACAAACUAAGAAGCAAAAUAGCUAGCGGUACGGAACCACUGUACAAAGGCGAGGUGGCCAAUAUGCGCGAGAUGUCGUACGACAUGGAUCUGGAAAAAAUGGCGGAAUGUCAUGCCAACCAAUGCAUGUUCUCACACGACAAAUGCAGGCGCACCCCGGCCUUUACGCGAGUUGGGCAAAAUAUAUACCAGUCGUCAUCAAGUGUUUUCUGGCAAUCAUGGCUUUCUGAAAACCAAAUCUACAAAUUGAAGAUGUGGUACGAUGAAAUCAAAGAUAUGGAUAACAGUAAUUAUGCCAACUACCAAAACAAGCAUAAACCUGGCGCAGUAAUUGGCCACUUUACGCAAUUCGUCUGGGCAGAAUCCUAUAAAAUUGGAUGUGCAAGAUCAUCAUCUGAGAAAAACCAAUUUCUCAUCAUUUGCAAUUAUGGACCAGCUGGUAACUUUAUAAACAAUCCAGUAUUUAUUUCGGGCAGUAAAUGCUCGGAAUGUCCGCCAGGCACAACAUGUAGUGAAAACUAUGACGGACUUUGUUCUUGAAUAACCAAAUAAAGUAUCAAUUUUGACCACGUUUGUUUGAUUUAAAUUCCUUCUCCUAGAUAUUUUUCACUUUAGUUUAAGUACCC
This is a messenger RNA of Brassicogethes aeneus, 1336 nucleotides long. The record is from the annotation of a GenBank genome assembly. Lineage: Eukaryota; Metazoa; Arthropoda; Insecta; Coleoptera; Nitidulidae.